This is a messenger RNA of Corylus avellana, 378 nucleotides long. RefSeq lists its product as uncharacterized. Gene Ontology annotation, molecular function: nucleic acid binding. The record is from RefSeq and is a predicted model, not a curated record. Lineage: Eukaryota; Viridiplantae; Streptophyta; Magnoliopsida; Fagales; Betulaceae.
AUGAAUCCCAGCAGGAAGGAUUGGUCUCUACGCUUGAAUGAUGCACUAUGGGCCUACAGGACUGCAUACAAGACGCCUAUCGGUAUGUCCCCAUAUCGGUUAGUCUUUGGGAAAGCUUGUCAUCUACUAGUGGAGUUGGAACACAGAGCAUAUUGGGCCAUCAAGAAGUUCAACUUGGACAUGAAACAAGUUGGUGACAAGAGAAAGAUGCAACUAAAUGAACUUGAGGAAUUAAGGCAUGAUGCAUAUGAGAACGCCAAGCUCUACAAGGAAAGAACCAAGGUUUAUCAUGAUAAGCAACUGGUCAGGAAGGAGUUUCAUGUAAGACAUAAAGUGUUAAUCUAUAAUUCAAGGUUAAGACUCUUCCCUGAAACUUAA